Molecule: messenger RNA, 1509 nt
Organism: Aspergillus nomiae NRRL 13137
Lineage: Eukaryota; Fungi; Ascomycota; Eurotiomycetes; Eurotiales; Aspergillaceae
Gene: erg12
Product: mevalonate kinase
Exons: 2
Coding region: 1-1509 (502 amino acids)
Biological process (GO): ergosterol biosynthetic process; isoprenoid biosynthetic process
Cellular component (GO): cytoplasm
Molecular function (GO): ATP binding; mevalonate kinase activity
Source: RefSeq, a predicted model, not a curated record
AUGCAGAACGGCCGUGGACGCCGAAAGAACGGCAGUAUUAAAGCCCCUAAGAAUCGUCAGCGUCCUACUAUGUCACAUUUAGUCUCGGAACAGUCCAUUCCCAUUCGCUCAAAAUCUUCGGUCGCCAGCGACGAUAGCGUAGACACCUCCGACGACACCUCAACCGCUCCCUCCUUCAGCAGUAGCCCACCGAGCACAAAGUCUGUCACCAACGGUGUUCACCGACCAGCUAUGGCUCGAAAGGCUUCUUCGCCAAUGGCGCCCGCCUUCAUGGUCUCCGCGCCGGGUAAGGUCAUUGUCUUUGGUGAGCAUGCCGUCGUGCACGAUAUUGGCUUGAAUCACACUUGGAGCAUCGACGAGCUGCCAUGGGACCUGUUUCACCAACCAACGAAGAAGAAGUACUAUUACGACCUGGUCACCUCAAUUGACCCCGAACUUCUCGACGCGAUCUUGCCUCUCGUGGAGCGCAUCUCCCCAGACCUACCCGAAGACAAGCGGAAACACCAGCGUGGCGCGGCGACUGCGUUCCUCUAUCUCUUCUGUGCGUUGGGCUCUCCCCAGCACCCGGGAGCGAUCUAUACCCUUCGGUCGACGAUCCCAACUGGCGCGGGCUUGGGCAGCAGUGCUAGUAUAUGUGUCUGUAUCAGUGCUGCACUCCUUCUUCAGAUUCGCACUCUAGCUGGACCGCACCCCGAUCAACCCCCCGACGAGGCGGAGGUGCAGAUCGAGCGCAUCAACCGAUGGGCAUUCGUUGGCGAGAUGUGCAUUCAUGGCAAUCCCAGCGGGGUGGAUAACACGGUCGCCGCAGGCGGCAAGGCCGUGAUUUUCAGAAGAGGCGAUUAUUCCAAACCACCGGCCGUCAGCUCGCUCCCCAAUUUCCCCGAGCUGCCGCUACUGCUCGUGGACACUCGACAAUCCCGCUCCACGGCGGUUGAAGUAGCAAAGGUCGGCCAAUUGAAAGAAGAACAACCGCUAGUGACGGAGGCGAUUCUCGAUACCAUUGAGAAGGUGAACGCUUCCGCUCAGGAACUCAUCCGGGAAACAGAUUCGUCAGCCAUUUCCAAGGAUACGCUCGAGCGCAUCGGAGCGCUUAUCCGCAUCAACCAUGGCUUGUUGGUCUCGCUAGGAGUCUCUCACCCUCGACUCGAGCGAAUUCGUGAGCUUGUGGAUUUUGCGAACAUUGGUUGGACGAAACUCACCGGUGCUGGUGGCGGAGGAUGCGCGAUCACCCUCCUGCGUCCGGAUGCUGACCCGAGUGCUAUCCGCCAAUUGGAGGAAAAGCUGGACGAAGAAGGAUUCGCGAAGUACGAAACCACUCUGGGCGGAGAUGGUGUCGGUGUCCUGUGGCCCGCCGUGGUCCGCAAUGGAACCGAUGAAGAAGGUGGCGAGGAGAUCGACCAGCAGAAGUUCGAAAAUGCAGAUGGCCCUGAAGGUAUCGAGCGUCUCGUCGGUGUAGGCACUCAGGAAAAGAGAGAGGGCUGGAAGUUUUGGAAACGAGCAAUGCAUUAA